GCCGCGCCCGGAUUCCGCGCUCAGCCCGAGUGGAGUGGCCGCCAUGUCGGAGCCGGAGCGGCUGGAGAAUCACCGGAUCCGUAACUUCAAAAACAAGGGCCGCGAUGUCGAGACUAUGAGAAAACAACGAAAUGAAAUCACAGUUGAGUUACGAAAGAAUAAGCGAGAUGAACACCUGCUAAAGAGAAGAAAUGUGCCUCAGGAGGAGGGUCUCGAUGACUCUGAUAUUGAUGGUGAUUUCAGAGUUCAAUCAAUCACAUUGUCUGGGAUUGUGCAGGGUGCUUCGAGUGACAAUCCCGUGAUACAGCUCAGCGCAGUUCAAGCAGCCAGAAAGCUUCUGUCAAGUGACCGGAAUCCCCCUAUUGACGACUUAAUCAACUCUGGAAUUUUGCCGAUCCUUGUGCAAUGCCUAGAAAGAGAUGAGAACCCUUCACUCCAGUUUGAAGCAGCAUGGGCAUUGACCAACAUAGCAUCAGGAACAUCAGCACAAACACAGGCUGUAGUCAAAGCUAACGCUGUGCCUUAUUUCUUAAGGUUAUUGCACUCACCACAUCAAAAUGUCUGUGAGCAAGCAGUUUGGGCCCUGGGGAACAUAAUAGGUGAUGGGCCCCAAUGUAGAGACUAUGUCAUCAGUCUAGGAGUGAUAAAACCUCUGCUCUCGUUCAUUAAUCCUUCUAUCCCAAUCAGCUUCUUACGGAAUGUCACAUGGGUAAUUGUAAAUCUGUGCAGAAAUAAAGACCCACCGCCACCAGCAGAGACCAUUCAAGAGUUGCUGCCAGCUCUGGGUGUAUUAAUACAACACAGUGAUACAAAUAUUCUAGUUGACACGGUCUGGGCUCUCUCCUAUUUAACAGACGGAGGAAAUGAGCAGAUCCAGAUGGUGAUAGACUCAGGUGUAGUGCCUCAUCUAAUUCCACUUCUCAGCUGCCAAGAGGUAAAAGUUCAGACAGCUGCCCUGAGAGCUGUGGGUAAUAUUGUAACUGGCACUGAUGAGCAGACGCAAAUCAUCUUGAACUGUGAUGUACUCUCCCACUUCCCAAACCUACUCAGCCACCCAAAGGAGAAGAUCAACAAGGAAGCAGUGUGGUUCCUCUCAAAUGUCACUGCUGGAAACCAGCAGCAAGUGCAAUCAGUCAUAGACGCUGGGCUCAUUCCCAUGAUUGUCCAUCAUCUCACCAAAGGAGAUUUUGGGACUCAAAAGGAAGCAGCAUGGGCCAUCAGUAACCUGACAAUCAGUGGGAGAAAGGAACAGGUUGAAUACCUCGUCCAGCAGAACGUUAUCCCUCCUUUCUGUAAAUUGCUUGGUGUGAAAGAUCCUCAGGUGAUUCAGGUGGUUCUUGAUGGUCUAAAUAAUAUUUUGAAGGGGGCUGGUUCUGACACAAAUACAUUAGUUGAAAUGAUAGAGGAGUGUGGAGGACUUGAAAAAAUCGAAGCCCUGCAGCAGCAUGAGAAUGAGGACAUCUACAAACUUGCCUACGAGAUCAUUGACCACUAUUUCUGUGGGGUGGAGAUUGAUGAAGAUCCUUGCCUUAUUCCUGAAACCACCCCUGGAGGAACUUUCAACUUUGACCCUUCUACAGAGCUUCAGUCAAAGGAGUUUAAUUUUUAAAUAUAUACUCAAUCUGAAGAUAUAAAAUACAGCGAGCGAUUGGUCAUCUAUCAAUCAAUGUUUGUAAAAAUGUAAAAAGCAACAUCAGACUUGGAAUACUGGCUUGCAAAAAACAAGUGCAGCUGUCUGCACGCCAGACUGAUCUUCCAACUACAAACAACAAAGCUGCUUUUAGGCCACUGCUAACCAGCCGAAUCUCCUUCGUUGUUUCCCGCACUAACUUCUGUGAUGCAAUGACUGUGGCACAUCCAGAGACAUGGUGCUGAAACCUAUCCUGUUUGAACAAUCUGUUGGACUGUGCCUCUGUCUUUGGAGAUGGAGCAGUGAAGAAAAUUUCCAAUCCCCCUAUCAUUCCUGUUUUCCUUUUGAGUUUAUUGUAGUGGUAACUGCUGCCUUUCCCUUAUAGCUCCUGUGUCUUAAACCAGUUCCCCCUUACUGAGACUACUUAAAAUACCAUAAAAAAGCCUAAUAUUACAAUCCUGGUUUUGUGAGUUUUGUAUGUAAUCAUAGGAGGCUUAAAAUAUUGGGGAAGUUCCUAUUUUAAUGCAUCAGUAUCACAACACACUCAGAAUUUUCUGUGACAACUAUACUAUCAGUUUGGAUGUGGUUCUCUGCAAGUUCUCAAACAGAAACUGCAAAAUUGGUUCCUUCUCAUUUUACAAGACUUACCAUAAAGAUGCUGAGACGAUUGUUUUCUGUGACUGUACAUCUGAGCAUCCGUGUUACUCUCUAUAUUUGCCUCUAGAGAUGCCUAACAAAAUUAUGGAAUUAAUACUGUCACUUCUGGAAACUGUUUUCAAGACAGCAAAAAGCAUUAACAUUCAGAUGUGAAGGCAGUCGGCUCCCAGGAGUUCUGCACCUUUAAUCUAUUACCUAAAUAAGACUCCUUUCAUGACAGAUUUUGCAAUUGACUGAAGUGCACUAUGGUAUUUAUAAGUACCUUUCACUGCUGGUGUACAUUUUAGCAAUAUGUUUAGCAUCACUGAAAAUGCUCCACAGCCAUUUUAAACAUUGAUGUGUUACUGCAUGAAACUGGUGUGUAUAUAUAUAUAUAUAUAUAUAUUAGUUACUCACAUACAGUGUCACAUUUUUAUACGAGAUGCCUCAAUUCAUUUUAAUAAUUAAAGGAUCAUUAAUGUUAACUGCAAAAUCAGGGCUUUAAAUACUGCUACAUGUGGUUUUGAAAAUCCAAUUGAUGUGGUUGGGUUUUUGUAUUUCCAUAGGACAUAAAGAAAAGCAGUUUAUAAUUCAGCUCAAGUUUUGCUUAGUCAUGUUAAAAGAAAUUGUUUUCAGUGAACAAAUAAUUAAAUGUUUUGGUGCAGUU
This is a messenger RNA of Carcharodon carcharias (great white shark), 2933 nucleotides long. RefSeq names its product importin subunit alpha-4-like. NCBI's taxonomy places the organism in Eukaryota, Metazoa, Chordata, Chondrichthyes, Lamniformes, Lamnidae. Gene Ontology annotation, biological process: NLS-bearing protein import into nucleus. Gene Ontology annotation, molecular function: nuclear import signal receptor activity; protein binding. The record is from RefSeq and is a predicted model, not a curated record. The transcript has 17 exons. Bases 44 to 1609 code for a protein of 521 amino acids. Gene Ontology annotation, cellular component: nucleoplasm; cytoplasm; nucleus.